AAUGACUCGUGUACACAGUGAACCCAACAGUCAGUGUGCAGAGGAAGAACACUCGGAACAGAGCAAAACAAAUCCCACUUUGGAGUCCAUGGAGUGAAGUGACGUGGCUCACUCACUUUGACCACUAGACCGAGAAACUGCAGAAGAAGUGCGAAAUGAUCUAAGAUGUCAGACAACGAAGGUCCUACAGAGCCCGAGGUGGCGGCGUCUGCAUUGGCAGAGGAGGUGGCAGAGUUGGUGAUGGAGGAGGUAGCACCACCCACCGCCCCCGAUAGCCGCACAGAAGAAGCUCCCAUAGGGGAGGUGGAGGAGGAGGGGGAGGCAGCCCCCAAUGAGGUCUCCACCGAUGUGGCUCCCACCCGGAAGACACGCAAGCGGCCAGAACACAAGGCACCUCCCCCAGCUGAAGAGGACCCCAGCCCUCCGCAGACAGCAGAGACCAAACCAGAGCCACAGAAGGCUAAUGAGUCGGCGGUGCAGCCGGGUGGAUGGGGAUACUGGGGCAGCUGGGGCAAGUCACUGUUGUCAACAGCAACCGCCACCGUGGCAACUGUAGGUCAGGGCAUAUCGACGGUGAUUGAGAAGGCUGAGACCACACUCGGGAUCCCUACCCCAGACGAGCUCUCAGCACAGGCCGCUCAGGAGGAGAACACAGACGCAGGGGGCACUGCAGGCGCUGGUGCCGAGGGUGAGGCCCAGCAUGAUGUGGCGAAGGGCGGGGCUUUUGGAAUGCUGUCAUCACUCUCCAACGUGGUGCAGAACACAGGCAAAACAGUCAUCACCGGUGGUCUGGAUGCGUUGGAGUUCAUCGGUAAGAAGACUAUGGACGUGAUUGCUGAGGGAGACCCGGGGUUCAAGAAAACCAAAGGCCUUAUGAUCAGAACCACCACCCUCUCACAGGUGCUGAGGGAGGCUAAAGAGCGCGAGGAGCAGCAGACGAAUGAGGAUCUGUCGUCCGACGUGGAGAGGAAGGCCCACUACGGCAUGCUCUUCGACGAGUUCCAGGGACUCGCCCACCUGGAGGCGCUAGAGAGCCUCUCUAGAGAGAGUGACAUCAAGGUGAAGUCGGUGCUGACGAGCAUGUCUGGGCCGGAGCUGGCCCUGCUGAAGGCCGAUCUGGAGGAGCUGUCCGAGCCCUUCUCCCUCAUGGAGUUUGAGGACGACGACGAUGACACUAAAGAGGACAGUGAUGGUGUGGAGUUUACGAAGGAGUUGACCGAGGCCGUGAGUCGGUUACACUUAUCGGUCACCGCUGCCAAGCUCAGUCAGGCUAGAAAAAAUAUCCACGACCGCAUCGCUGAGGUCAAGUUGGCCACUGCGGCGCCCACUAAGGAGGAAGCAAAGGAGAUGAAGGAAGAGGAGGUGGAGGAGGAGAAGAAAGAGGAAGAGAAAAAAGAAGAAGAGGAGGAGGAGGAGAAGAAGGAGGAGGCAGAGGAGGUGGCUGCACCAAAACACACCCCUGAGGACGUGCACACGUUAUCCAUCCGCAGCCUGGCGGAGCUGACCGCUAAGGCCAUCGAGCACUUCCACAAGGUGGCCCAGGUGGUGCUGCACAACGCCAGUGACACGGCACCGGUCUCCACCGCCGACCAGGCCAAAGUCCUCGCCCAGAUCACGGUGAUGUUGUGCAAAGAGAUUUCCCUCCUCUCCAAGAGCUUUACAUCCUGCCUUGCCACAGUUGGGGCAAAUGAAAAGGGGGAGGUGCUUAACCCACUCAUCACAGGGGUGUUCCUAGAGGCCUCCAACAGCGCCACGUACAUCCAGGAUGCCUUCCAGCUCCUGAGGUCCGUGCUGCAGCUCGCCCACAUCCAGAGAUCGGCCGACAUCCUUCCGUAAACGCCUGCCAGCCCGCUGCCCACCGCUGUGCCCACUGCGCCAUUCUGCCCACUGCUAUAGAUACAAACACUAGUAGUCGUGUUCAGGCUUGUGGCGUGGCCCUAAACCUGGACGCAGCUGUCUUGGCCCAGAUAGUAUCCUAUGUCACCCUAUUUUCAUUGAGUUUGUUUUACCGCCACCUACAGGAUACUGUGCAUAUCACCUUAUCAUCGAUUGGUUGGCAGCGUUAUACUAGCUAAACAUGGGGGUUGUCUGACUUCCGCCAUUCGUUCCAAUACAAAGGAGUAGUCAAUGCGGUAUCUAGUGAGUGUUCAUAUCUAUGGUCCACCGCUACUCGCAGGCCAUAUCAACGGGCACCAUCUAGGGUGACUGCAGUGCCAUCUGCAUUAUAGUAUGUCCCCAGCAGCUUUCACACCGUGCCCUGGCACUGUGUUGGGCCACCACCGCCAUGGCUAGUCGCUCCUUAGGCAUGGCACUUCUGAUGCCUUUUACUCCUCUGGAGUACAAUGUUUCAGGACACCAAACUGCAUUGUAUUAUAAUUAUUGCUAUUAUUAUUGCUGUUAUUAUUAUAUUAUUGUUCUUAUUGUCAUAUAUUGGGGAAGGACUUGUAAGCAAUAAAAUACCAUGAAAAUGGUUCAAAGCUGUUCUGAAUGGGCAUUCACAUUCAGAGUCACUAUUAUAACCAAAAUCAACUCUAAUCCAGUGUUAUUACCAGACAUGAAGUCCGUUUCACCGUAAACACCAGCGCUUAAUUCAGCUCUGAGAAUAUUAGCCGCGAGUUUGGACAGUCUUGCAACAUGGCUAACAGUGUUGUACUUUCCCAUUAAUGUUCACAAUUUCAACCAUGACUUGCUUGUAUUUGAAAUACUGUUUAUUAUUAUUUGAAAAUACGUAAUGGGUAGAUUUUAUGUCAUACAGCGCGAUUAUGGCAAAGGGGAAGAUGCAUACACUUGUUUCUUUUUUAACGCUUUUGUGACAUUUAGAUUUUGUCUAUAGAUGCACAAGUCCCAAACAACAAAAACCUGUGACCAUUCUAACAAAUUUCCUUGUUUGAGGUUGACAUUAUAAAAAGGGAAAUUAAGAACAUGUCAUUUGCUGUUGAGCUAAUUCAAACCAAUUAAAACCAUGCCAAUUAUAUAAUUUCAUCAAAUAAGAGUUUUUAGAUGAAGUGCUGAAACAUUUUAGCAAAGGCGAGUAAUCCUAGUAUUGUUCUUUAGUCAACUUUACAUGCCCCAUGUGUUGUUCUCAAUUUUGACACACACAGAAUUAGUCAUUUGUUUUUAUUUUGUAAAAAUCUGGAAAGAUACUGUAAUAAAAACCAUUGAAGUUGCCCUGUAAUAUUUGCAUACAUGUAAUAUUUUUGAAUAAACAUGCUUUUAUAACUA
Messenger RNA from Engraulis encrasicolus (European anchovy), 3222 nucleotides. It is a transcript of the gene fam114a2, whose product is annotated as family with sequence similarity 114 member A2. The record is from RefSeq and is a predicted model, not a curated record. Bases 166 to 1836 code for a protein of 556 amino acids. The transcript is spliced from 14 exons. NCBI's taxonomy places the organism in Eukaryota, Metazoa, Chordata, Actinopteri, Clupeiformes, Engraulidae.